Tachysurus vachellii is the source of this 3034-nucleotide messenger RNA. It is a transcript of the gene tnfsf14a, whose product is annotated as TNF superfamily member 14. Gene Ontology annotation, cellular component: membrane. Gene Ontology annotation, biological process: immune response. The transcript is spliced from 4 exons. The record is from RefSeq and is a predicted model, not a curated record. Bases 128 to 871 code for a protein of 247 amino acids. NCBI's taxonomy places the organism in Eukaryota, Metazoa, Chordata, Actinopteri, Siluriformes, Bagridae. Gene Ontology annotation, molecular function: tumor necrosis factor receptor binding.
CGACAGUGGGAGUUAUCUUUGACGCUGCUUCUUCAGCCAUUGCUCAGCAUCUUAUCUUGUCUAGAGGACCUCGUGUCACCUGUGCUUCAGACUGCUUCAGAGUUUUGGCCUACAGGACCGCACAGACAUGGCUGAUGGUCGUAUUGUUCACCCAUCCAUCUUUGUAGUGGACAGCGGGAUCGGUUUUCCGCCGCCGCUGCCUCCCAAGCCGGGAGAAAAGCGAAUCCAGAAACGGAGGAAGCAUCUGAUCCAGAAGACGCUCUGGGUGCUGGUGUGUCUGGCUUUGUUUGGCUUAUUAGUGGAGGCUUUUUUCAUCUACAGUCUCCACCAUACAAAACAAACCACUGAGUCUAAUCCUGAUUCACCAAAAACCGAAGCACUAAAAGGAAGCCAAAAUGAGGGGCAACCUGUUAGCAGGAAGUCGAGGCCAUUUACGAUCAUGAAUCCGACAAAACCUCUUGCACAUCUGACCGUAGCUAAGAAACCCGAAAAGGACGGAAUCAUGGAAUGGAAUGAUAACGAGACCGGAGACUCCAUCCGUUACCAGCUCAAGUACAGAGACGGAAAGCUGAUUAUUCAGAAGGAAGGCUUCUACUACGUGUAUUCGAAGCUUAGCUACAGUGCAGACGGCCCUUCUUUCAUCCACACGGUGGAAAGGAACACGUCACGCUAUCUGGGUAAACCGAUCAACCUCCUUAGAUCCAGCAGCUACAAUUCCAAACCGGUCCACAAAUUCAACGUGAGGGACAGCUCUCUGGGUGGAGUCUUUCAUCUGCUCAAGAACGAUGCUCUUUUUGUUCACGUGAAUAACGGCUCUUUAAUUCGUCUGCACAUUUCUGCUGAUAACUAUUUCGGCAUGUUUAUGCUGUAGAUACAAUUCGGCUCUACAUUUAUAACCAAACGUUCUCGGUGCUCUAGAGCUUGUGAACCCGUAACGAUUAGAAUUGAAAUAUCAUGUAUUUAGAAGAUUAAAUUAGAAAUGUACACCGCACUUUGGUAAAGACAACACUCGCGGGAGUAUAAAGGUAGUAGUGGUAUUCUAGUGAUGUUCUCUGGUGUAGUGACAAUUUUAGACUCAAAUUCAGUCUCCUAAGUGGCCUGUUUACACUUGAUGCGGCACAACAAAUCAACAUUUAUUUUCACGGACAGGCGGCUGUGUAAAGGCUGCGUACCGAUCUGUACAUGACCGUACAACACAAUGAAUGUGGUACAACUGCUUCUAUGGAAUUGCUUCAGGGACCAUGAUGUAUAACCAGAGUGUCUGUUUUUAAAAUGCUCUGUUUGUUUACUUGAUUACUUAAACUGAAUUAAAAUUGUUCAGGAAAUUGAAUCACUCUGGCUCUAAAAAAUAUACAGAUUAUUUCUGUAUUUAUUUGAAUAGUUGAAUUAGGUUUGAAAAAAAAAUAUAUUAGUGGUUAGCACGUUCGCCUCACACCUCCAGGGUUAGGGGUUCGAAUCCCGCCUCCACCUAGUGUGUGUGGAGUUUGCAUGUUCUCCCCGUGCCUCGGGGGUUUCCUCCGGGUACUCCGUUUUCCUCCCCCAGUCCAAAGACAUGCAGGGUAGGUUGAUUGGCAUCUCUGGAAAAUUGUCUGUAGUGUGUGAUUGCGUGAGCGAAUGAGAGUGUGUGUGUGCCCUGUGAUGGGUUGGCACUCCGUCCAGGGUGUAUCCUGCCUUGAUGCCCGAUGACGCCUGAGAUAGGCACAGGCUCCCCGUGACCUGAGAUAGUUCGGAUAAGCGGUGGAAAAUGAGUUAGUGAAAAAAUAAAUCAGCGCUGUAUUCCUGGUUCCUGUCCUGCGGCAACUUGAAAAUUAUGGCUAUGUGCUACAUUGCUCUGAUAUGAGGCUUGGGAUUCAGCCAGCGACAGAAGGAGGUUGCGACUGUCAAAGCCAUUAUCCAUGUUGCUUUUGUGCCAAAUUGCUUAUGAGACUCGCUGUACUGCUGGAGCUGUUGAUUACUCGAUGUUGAUGUGUUUUCUCAUUAGAAACACAUUUGUCAAAAUAGAAGAAAAAACCUUUAGCAAUGUCAUCAGUCAUCAAACGUGGGAGAAUGCUUACCUAUAGGAAACUCCGUUUGUUCCUCAAAAGUACAGACCUCACAAAAAGGUCUUGAUCUCAUGCGGCAAGCUCUUACAUGCUGUGUAUUGUGUAUUGGCCUACAUGAGCGAGGAGACUUACAAUAGAGUGUUGUAUACGUAGUAGGAGGUCAUUGGUUUUUAACCCAUUUGACAGGGAACUGUGAAUGAACUCAAACAGCCUUUUUCUAGGUUCCAAAACUAUUUCCAACACUGACUAUAAAAUUUUAAUCUAAUUUUUGACUAUAUGAUGUCUGAUCAUCAUGAAGUGUAUGACGUAGGCAGUUAUGAGCACCCAUAACAAAGUCAUACAUUUCCAACUAUGGUUAUAACAGCAUUCCGACUCCGCUAACAAACAUUUAGUGAUUUUUUUUUUUUUUUUUUGUAAACAGAGUUACAAUAAAAACAAAUAUAAUACUUAGCAAGAACCUUUUACAUAACCGGCUUCUUUGUAUUAAAGUCGAUAAUCAUACGAUACAUAACAUUACCACAAACGCUGCCAGGCUACACAUUGUGCUUUUUUAUUUUUUUUUUAAAACAUCAACUAGCAAAAAUGUUAUAAAUACUGUGUCGAUGUUAACCUGAAAUAUCGCGGUUUAAUAGUAUACAGUUUAGAGGAUACGGCCUUCCGCGCAACAACGUCGCCUGAGCGUCGUUACGUUAUUUAAUCCUCGUGAACGCAUCACACAUUCGUCUCAGUAACACACCGUCUCUCAUCGGAAGACUGUUUAAAGCUAAACAUUUACCAUAAUGUAUAGUUUACUCAUUAAUAUACAGAUAAACAUAUUUCAUAUAAACAUAUUUGUGAAAAUUAUAAAUCGUUCCGAUUAAAAUAAGAGGCAUCACAAAGACAUUUUAAAAUAGUUUGAAUGUAAAAUCAGCACAAAUCUGUUUAAACCUUUGGCUAAUGAUUAACAGUCAAAUUGGGUUUCUUUUGCACAAUGUAGAAAAUAGUUUAGUUUU